CUUCUUCCCUCCAAGCUUUUUUCACUCCUCUCUCCCUUCCCUUCCCAUUCCAAAUUCUCAUUUUUUUUCAUUUUAAUUUUCAAUGGAUUCUUCAAAAUCAUCAAUGGUGAUUCCCUUCAAAUCGAAGACAUCCCUCACCACCACCCCAAUCAAGAUGGAAAACAACCCAGUUUUCUUGGGUCCUGCCGUUUCUACGCCGGAGAAAGCUAGUUCAAAUCCGGUUAAUCGGAUCCGUAAUAAGAACUUUGCUCUAUCGAUAUCUGAUAUCCGUCGAUCUGCUCUUCAGCUUCAGAAAUCUAAUCUGGCCGGAUCCGAUUCCCAAAAUGUGGUAUCAAAGAAGUCGUUUAAUAAUAUCGGUCAGAAAUCUAAGGGCUCUGAUAAGUCCUCCAAUGUGUUGCCUGAAAAGUAUGAAAUGUUAUGUGACUUCUUUGUCGCAAUGGUUAAUUCAAUUCGGCUGCUUCGAUUGAAAAGCGUGCCAGGAUCUUUCACUAAGCUUGCUCAUAAAAUUGAGUCUUUGACCGACAGGAGGUUUACCUUGCGGCAUUUGGCUCAACUGAAGUACAUAGUGCCGGAAGUAAUUGUAGCAAAGAAAAUUCUUGUUCAAGAUGAAAAAACAAAAUGUAUGGAGGAGGAGCUUCUUGUCUCUUUAGAUAUGGGUGCUGUAGAAAAUGAUGCAAAUGCGAAAGGUGGUGAUGGAUUUGCUAAAUUGAAAAAGAUGUUUCGUUCACGAGUCACCGACUAUUCCAAAACCCAUCUUGAGGUUGAUGAUAUUCCAGAGGGAGAACUGCCCCAUCUAUUCAAACAACCAAAGAAGGAAGUUGAGCCAAUUAUGAAUACGAUCCCUACACCAAUGGCAGCAUCACUUACUGCUCCUUCUUUUAAAAGGCGAUUCUCAUCUAGGUUGCUAAGAGAUCCAGUUGUUGAAUCUAUGCCAGCUAAACCAUCUUGCUUGUCAGAAAUUCCAAUCAAAGUACAUUGUGCUGAUGUUACUGAUGGGCCUUCCUGCAGUACAGUUGAAGCUGAUGCAACUCCUUUAAAUCCUGCUUCAACGCCUGUCAAACUUGCUUCAAUACCCACCAAACUUGUUUCAACACCUGCAGAACUUGCUUCAACUCCAGCAAGGCUGAUGGCAGCCACACCUGAACUGCGUACCCGAAAGCGCCCCCCAACGACGCCAGAUCAUGACUCUACCGAUUUCACCAAGUCAGUUAAGCGAAGUAAGUCCUUGAAGUUUGAUGACAGCAGUGUUGAUAGUGAGGAUCACUUUACCCAAAUGGAUGAGGAAGAAAGCAUUGCUCCAGCCCAUGACUCUACAAUUACCAAGGAUGACGUCCUGGAACUACUUCCAGAUGGCCUACUACAGUCGUUGAUCGAGAAAGAGCGUAAGAUGAUAGAAGAGAAGGACCCAGUUGUCGUAAAUGCAAAGAGAAGGCAACAAAUGAUGACUCGGGUACCUAGACUUUUUGACAUGAUCCGCCUCUUGUUCCAGUCGAUCAGGCGUACUGUUAUCACCAAAGAGGAACUUAUUUACAAGUUACUGGCAGGCAACUUUGAGAUUGUUGAUCGAACUGAGGUAGAGGAGCAGCUUCAAUUGCUACAAGAAGUUGCACCAGAAUUCUUAUCUGAAAAGCAAUCUAUCAGUGGGGAUACUCUUCUUAGUCUGAACAAAUGUUCAAGUUCCGAUUCAAUACGUGCCAAACUGCUCGAAGCAAAAUGAGAUGACAAUGGCUUUUGAAGUUUUGACAUCCUGACAAAGUAAAUUAGGAUUUUUUUGGGGGGUUUUAUAUGACUAGGAAAGCAAAUAGGUGAAUUAUUGAAGGCUUUCAAUCAUGUUGCAUUUUGUACAUGUUUAGUGUAGGUUCUGAUGGCCUGAGUUGUACAUAGAAGUUUCCAAUGUUAUGUCCCUCCAAUUUCAUUGCCUGAUCAUAUCUAUAUCAUUCAUGCCUCGUCCUCAUGGAUUGUUUAAUGCCUCACCUUAUUGAGUUGUACUUAAAUGGUUACAUUACAUUACUCAAAUAUGAGACUUUUAUUUUUCUUGUUUCUUCAUUUCACA
Molecule: messenger RNA, 2053 nt
Organism: Amaranthus tricolor (Joseph's coat)
Lineage: Eukaryota; Viridiplantae; Streptophyta; Magnoliopsida; Caryophyllales; Amaranthaceae
Product: CDT1-like protein a, chloroplastic
Exons: 7
Coding region: 83-1717 (544 amino acids)
Biological process (GO): regulation of DNA-templated DNA replication initiation; DNA replication checkpoint signaling; mitotic cell cycle
Cellular component (GO): nucleus
Molecular function (GO): DNA polymerase binding; DNA binding
Source: RefSeq, a predicted model, not a curated record